GCGGCGGCCGAGAAGAUGGCGGACGGCGACAGCGGCAGCGAGCGCGGCGGCGGUGGCGGGCCCGGCGGCUUCCAGCCCGCGUCUCGCGGCGGCGGCGAGCAGGAGACGCAGGAGCUGGCCUCGAAGCGGCUGGACAUCCAGAACAAACGCUUCUACCUGGACGUGAAGCAGAACGCCAAGGGCCGCUUCCUCAAGAUCGCCGAGGUGGGCGCGGGCGGCUCCAAGAGCCGCCUCACGCUGUCCAUGGCGGUGGCCGCCGAGUUCCGCGACUACCUGGGCGACUUCAUCGAACACUACGCGCAGCUGGGCCCCAGCAGCCCCGAGCAGGUGGCAGCGGCAGCGGGCGCCGAGGAGGGCGGUGGGCCGCGGCGCGCGCUCAAGAGCGAGUUUCUGGUGCGCGAGAACCGCAAGUACUACCUGGACCUCAAGGAGAACCAGCGCGGCCGCUUCCUGCGCAUCCGCCAGACGGUCAACCGCGGCGGCGGUGGCCCGGGGCCCGGCGGCCUGCAGAGCGGCCAGACCAUCGCGUUGCCCGCGCAGGGCCUCAUCGAGUUCCGCGACGCGCUGGCCAAGCUCAUCGACGACUACGGCGGCGAGGACGACGAGCUGGCUGGGGGCCCGGGCGGCGGUGCCGGGGGCCCCGGGGGCGGCCUGUACGGGGAGCUCCCGGAAGGCACCUCCAUCACGGUGGACUCUAAGCGUUUCUUCUUCGACGUGGGCUGCAACAAGUACGGAGUGUUCCUGCGCGUGAGCGAGGUGAAGCCGUCCUACCGCAACGCCAUUACCGUCCCUUUCAAGGCCUGGGGCAAGUUCGGGGGCGCCUUUUGCCGGUAUGCGGAUGAGAUGAAAGAGAUCCAGGAGCGGCAGAGGGAUAAGCUUUAUGAGCGACGCGGCGGAGACGAGUCAGAGGGAGAGGAGGUGGAUGAGGAUUGAAACGCCUAGCUUCCCCUACGGGCCUCCCCACCCCACCACUAGAGAGCCCCCCUUCCUGUUCAUCCCAGUGAGCUAGUGGAGGGGGAGCAAGGGAGGCCCCAGAAGGAGAAGACAAAAUUUAAAAUAAUAUAGUUAAUUAAGAGAAAUAACCAUAAGAGAGAACAGUCACGGACAAUUAGAGAAAAGCAGUAAAGUUCCAAGGAAUUGACAGCAACCUACAAAGAGAGGACGACAGCGCCUCCUCACCUGAGCAAAAGUCUCAACUUCUGUUGCUUCCCAGCUGAGGUUCCUAAAUCCAUCAGGAUAAUCCUGGGUGGGGUAGAUCCUUGCACAUUGGCCAAGGAACACCUCUUGAGUUACCCAGACCCACUGAUGACAGCUGAAUUUGUAUUAUACCUGGGGUAACCUGGUCUUAAGAUAGUGUCUUAUCCCUUCACCUCCAUUGAAAUCAGCGUUUUGGAUCUAGAUCUUCAUGGAAUUCUUGUGAAGAGAGAGGCAUUUGCAGUUACCCAGUUCUGAGGGUACAAGUUUUAUGAAAAGGAAUGCAACUUUAAGUAAUCAUAGACAGGGCAAAAUAAGAAUUCAAGAAGCCACCAGGGAAUACAGAAACAAGUCGGAUCCAUUUUUUUUUUUAAUGGUUUUGCAUGGAACCUGGAACAAGGUCCAUGUCUUGUCUUUGCAGAAUUAUUUUCCGGGAUGCAGAUGGAUUCAGGUGUCAGUCCUUGAACUAGAAUCCGUUAUUAUAAUAUUUUGGAAGUUGGCAAAAUUU
Messenger RNA from Globicephala melas (long-finned pilot whale), 1702 nucleotides. RefSeq names its product purine rich element binding protein B (gene PURB). Gene Ontology annotation, cellular component: nucleus. NCBI's taxonomy places the organism in Eukaryota, Metazoa, Chordata, Mammalia, Artiodactyla, Delphinidae. Gene Ontology annotation, molecular function: DNA-binding transcription factor activity, RNA polymerase II-specific; purine-rich negative regulatory element binding; RNA polymerase II transcription regulatory region sequence-specific DNA binding. The record is from RefSeq and is a predicted model, not a curated record. Gene Ontology annotation, biological process: regulation of transcription by RNA polymerase II.